UAGGUGUGUCAACUGGAAGGAAAAUAAGGAACCUUUUUAAGCUAUCAACUUGGUUGUUUUAACCACCAUUUCUUCUCAGCUUGAACAAUCCCACUUGAAAGACACAUCCACCACCUCUUUUUUCCCAUGCACUUAAUUCUUACACAGAAUUAAGCUCGAAACAAUGCCUUCUUGCCUUAGGCAGAUGCCCAUCGAAGAUGACUCUGCGAUACUCUUCUCAACUUCUAAUUCCCCAGAAGAAUCCAGUGCUAGCCCUUCCUCUUCCUUCUAUCACUCACCAAGUGCAGCACCUCAAAAUUCCAAAACAACUUACAAACUAGCUGUGAGAAAUCUUUCCUACACUAUUCACCCACAUGGGUCACUAGCCACUUCAUUUUGUCACUUGGUACAAAAGCCUAAGCCCAUCAACAUACUCAAGUCAGUCUCCUUUGUUGCCAGGAGUUCAGAGAUUCUAGCCAUUGUUGGCCCAAGUGGCACUGGGAAAUCUACUUUGCUCCAAGUAAUAUCAGGAAGGGUUAAGGAAAAAUAUUUUGAUCCUAAAACUAUCUCAAUCAAUGAUCAGCGUAUGAGUAGUCCAGCUCAGUUGAGAAAGAUAUGUGGCUUUGUGGCACAGGAAGAUAAUCUACUUCCAUUACUCACUGUAAAGGAAACUCUGAUGUUCGGUGCCAAGUUUAGGCUCAAAGAAAUGAAUGCUAAAGAGAGAGAAUUAAGGGUGGAGAGCUUAAUGCAAGAGCUUGGUCUUUUGCAUGUUGCGGAUAGUUUUGUUGGAGAUGAAGAGAAUAGAGGGAUAUCUGGUGGAGAAAGGAAAAGGGUGUCUAUUGGAGUUGACAUGAUUCAUGACCCUCCAAUUUUGCUCCUGGAUGAGCCAACUUCAGGCCUAGACAGCAAGUCAGCGCUACAAGUAAUUGAGCUGCUCUCUUCAAUUGCAAAAGGGAAGGAAAGGACAGUGGUUUUUUCUAUUCACCAACCAAGCUAUAGAAUUCUUCAAUACAUUUCCAACUUUUUGAUCCUCUCUCGUGGCUCGGUUGUCCAUAAUGGUAGCCUUGAAUCACUUGAGGGAAUUAUAAAUGAACUGGGCUAUCAAAUUCCAAUGCAACUCAAUGCUUUAGAAUUUUCCAUGGAAAUUAUAUCUACACUAGAGGAUUCAUAUUCCAAAGCAAUCAUGUCUACUGUAGAAGAGGAGGGGCAGUAUUCCUUCUUGAUGUGGCCAGCAGGGGCAUUAGGCAGAGUUCCACAAUACAAAGAUGGCGGACAAAUGGGUAAUUGUUAUUUUUCCUUUUUUUUUGAGAUCAUGUUUUUGUGCUCAAGAUUUUGGAAGAUUAUUUAUAGAACAAAGCAGCUGUUCUUGGCAAGAACAAUGCAAGCUAUUGUGGGGGGAUUUGGUUUGGGAAGCGUAUACCUGAAAGUGAGAAAAGAUGAAGGAGGUGUUACAGAACGAUUGGGACUAUUUGCAUUCAGUCUUAGCUUUCUUCUUUCUUCCACAGUUGAAGCUCUCCCGAUAUACCUUCAAGAGCGGCGAGUUUUGAUGAAGGAAGCCUCAAGAGGCGCCUAUAGAAUAUCAUCCUAUUUGAUUGCAAAUACUAUUGUCUUUCUGCCCUUCUUAUUUGUGGUAGCUCUUCUUUUUGCUGUUCCAAUAUAUUGGCUUGUAGGACUUAAUUCAUCCAUCACUGCUUUUGCGUUUUUCACCUUUAUUGUCUGGCUUAUUUUGUUGAUGGCUAGCUCCCUAGUGCUCUUCUUAAGUGCAGUCUCACCGGAUUUCAUUUCUGGGAAUUCUCUCAUCUGCACAGUUCUUGGAGCCUACUUCCUCUUCUCUGGCUACUUCAUUCCAAAAGAUAUCAUCCCAAAAUAUUGGCUCUUUAUGUAUUAUGUGUCCCUUUAUAGGUACCCAUUGGAUUCACUUCUCAUAAAUGAAUACUGGAGUGUGAGAAGUGAGUGUUUUUCUUGGCAGGAUCAAGAUCAUUCCCAGUGUUUGCUGACAGGAUUGGAUGUGUUGAAGAGUAGAGGACUCGACAAGGACACUAGGUGGAUGAAUGUGGGGAUCAUGUUUUGCUUCUUCGUGUUCUAUCGUGUGCUUUGUUGGAUCAUUCUUUCUCGAAGAGCUUCCAAAACGACAAUAUAAUGAAUGAGUUUGUAUCUUGAAUCAUCAUCAACACAGCAUUGCUAGUUACCAUAUAUUCACUACAAAAACUGGCACAUGAACUUUUUUACAGUGGAGAUAGCUGUUUUUCUUAUUCAUAAGCUGUUUUUCUUAUUCAUAUAAAUGAUGCAUCUAGCAAAUUAACUACAUGAACUUUAAGUCAUGUAAUUCCCAAUUAUCAACUUGUAAUGUUUGUAAGAAAAUAUUAGAAAUACUGAUGAAAUUGUAAUCCAGCAAACUUGUAAGCUUCAUCUAGAAAUAACAGUAUCACAUUCCAGUUUUGAUACCAA
Messenger RNA from Quercus lobata, 2427 nucleotides. It is a transcript of the gene ABCG23, whose product is annotated as ABC-2 type transporter family protein. The record is from RefSeq and is a predicted model, not a curated record. Gene Ontology annotation, molecular function: ABC-type transporter activity; ATP binding; ATP hydrolysis activity. NCBI's taxonomy places the organism in Eukaryota, Viridiplantae, Streptophyta, Magnoliopsida, Fagales, Fagaceae. Gene Ontology annotation, biological process: transmembrane transport. The transcript has a single exon. Gene Ontology annotation, cellular component: membrane. Bases 164 to 2119 code for a protein of 651 amino acids.